Molecule: messenger RNA, 855 nt
Organism: Naegleria lovaniensis
Lineage: Eukaryota; Heterolobosea; Eutetramitea; Acrasida; Naegleriidae
Exons: 1
Coding region: 1-855 (284 amino acids)
Source: RefSeq, a predicted model, not a curated record
AUGAAAGUGUUUUGGUACACGUUGAUAGAUCUUGCCUUGCAAGACGUUCAUUCAGAGUUGGGACUUACAUGGAGUGUGUUCACCUCGACAUGUCGAAAUCCAACCAUGCAACAUCCAGAAAGAACCUCUUCUGCUUGUGCAGACGAGACAGAUCAAACCAUGUACUCAAAGUCAACGUCUUCACUCAACGAUGGACACAAACUACAACGAUACGUUUCAUCAAUGAGUAUGAAAAACUCGCAGACAUGCAACAUUCGAUCGCAUGAUUAUUAUGCCCGCAACCCAACCAUCUUUUUAGAGCCAGUAUCCCCCUCAUCGUCGUCACCAAUGAGUGAACCAUCUCUUCCUUCCAUAUACAGCUCUAGCAAGGAGUGUUCGCCAGAUUCCAAUUCUUCGUCUUCUAUAAAUUCAGCAAGUCUUGAGGCAGGUUCUUCAUCAUCAUCCUUCCAAGAAAUGAAAUCAGAGAAACUGAGAUAUUCAGCGAGAAAGAAAUCAUGUAAAUUUACGUACUACUUUGAUGACCAUCACUCGUUUCUUCCCAACACACAAAAACCAAUCAUGGAAACUUCCACGAAAAGAAAGAACCCUUCCUGCAGUAAAAUAACCAAGACCAACAAGACAUGCCUUAGAAUACAACAGUUUAAGGGCCAUCCACCUCAAGCUAUACAAAAUAAGCAUGAUUCCAUCUCCCGAAAUGUAAAUAAGGGCAACCACACCUCUUCACCACUUUCUCAUUCAUCACUCCCAACUCUCCGAUUUUCCCACAAUAUUUUCGAAGAAAUUCAAAUCGAGAAUGCCGUCUUUAGUGGUGAUCAUUUACAUUUUGUUCAAUCCCAAGGUUUUGAUUAUCCUUAA